Molecule: messenger RNA, 2435 nt
Organism: Syngnathus acus (greater pipefish)
Lineage: Eukaryota; Metazoa; Chordata; Actinopteri; Syngnathiformes; Syngnathidae
Gene: lfng
Product: LFNG O-fucosylpeptide 3-beta-N-acetylglucosaminyltransferase
Exons: 8
Coding region: 139-1263 (374 amino acids)
Biological process (GO): pattern specification process; regulation of Notch signaling pathway
Cellular component (GO): Golgi membrane
Molecular function (GO): O-fucosylpeptide 3-beta-N-acetylglucosaminyltransferase activity
Source: RefSeq, a predicted model, not a curated record
GACGUCGUCGCCAGUCGCGCGUCAGAAAUGUGCGGUGUCGGACCUCUUACUACUCUUUUAUUUUAAUUUCUAAAAACGUUCCCAUAUGGACUUUGCGUUAGAGGUCGGCUGCUUUAGUGUUACGUUUUAAUUUUUACCAUGUUGAAGAACAACGGGAAGAAGACGGCCGUCUGCGUUAGCACCGCGGCGGUUCUCUGCCUGCUGAUGCUGUUGGUCGCCGUGCGGCAUCACGGAGCCCAAGUGGUCGCGGAGCGCACCGGCCAGGGGGACACUCUGUCGCUACCCGGGAUUGAAGGAAGGGACGCGUCGGCGGUGGCGGAAGGCGGCGGCCAGAAGGGAUUCUCGGUAUAUUUCGGCAAGUUGAGCCGCGGUCGCAGGGAGGUGCAGAAGCCCGCUGCAGGCUCCUCAGCCUCCGCCGGCGACGCGACAUCCCCGCCUGCCGAGGACAUCAGACCCGAUGACCUGUUCAUCGCGGUGAAGACCACCAAAAAGUUCCACCAGUCCAGACUCAACCUGCUUCUGGACACUUGGAUUUCUAGGAAUAUGCAACAGACAUACAUCUUUACAGACGGUGAGGACGAAGACCUCAAAAGGAAAAUUGGGAGUCACGCCAUCAACACCAACUGCUCGGCCGCUCACAGCCGACAGGCCUUGUCGUGUAAGAUGGCCGUGGAAUACGACAAGUUCAUUGAGUCGGGGAAGAAGUGGUUCUGUCACGUGGACGACGACAACUACGUGAACGUUCGCGCUCUGCUCAAGCAGCUCGCUCAGUACCAGCACACACAAGACGUGUACAUUGGAAAGCCAAGCCUGGACAGGCCUAUUGAGGCCACGGAGAGACUGGGCGAUAAUAAGAUGAAACCGGUCAACUUUUGGUUCGCUACUGGGGGGGCCGGCUUCUGUGUGAGCCGCGGUCUGGCACUCAAGAUGAGCCCGUGGGCCAGCGGCGGCCAUUUUAUGAACACGGCAGAGAAGAUCCGCCUGCCCGACGACUGCACCGUGGGCUACAUCAUCGAGUCGGUGCUGGGUGUGCCCCUCAUACGCAGCAACUUGUUCCACUCUCACCUGGAGAACCUGCAACAAGUGUCCAGAUCAGAGCUCCAUAAACAGAUCACUCUCAGCUACGGGAUGUUUGAAAACAAGAGCAAUAUCAUCAAUUUGAAAGGAGCUUUCUCUGUAGAGGAGGAUCCAUCCAGGUUCAAGUCGGUGCACUGCCUGGUGUACCCGGAUACCCCGUGGUGUCCGCCCCAGGUUGCCUUCUAGGACGACCGCUCCUCCCUCAUCCUCGUCCUGCGCCCCGCCUCGGUAUCUGAAAGGCGGGCGAGGACCAGCGUUCUUUUGUCAGUGUCAAGACCGCGUCGCCGCUGGGUUCUUCCAGCGAGCGCUACGGCGGGUUUUGGCGUGUAAGUGGGCUGCUGUGCGGCCCGCCGCUUACGGGACUACCGCCAUUUGGAGCGGGUUUCGAUUUUUUUUUUUUUUAAAGGUUUGCAGGCAAUCAGUUGCGCUUUUUGUGUGUUGCUUGUAAAUGUAUCUUGCAAUUCUCAUAGAAUGUAUUUCAUAUUGCCACGCCCCUUUUUUUCCAAGCUUUACGCCAUAUUUGAUUACUUUUCUAUUUUAAUGUGCGCUUUUAAAAGCAUUUUGACUCCGGACAAACGCUCUCAUGUGAAGAUUUUGUUGUACUUUUACGUGAACAGUGUUGACUGGCCUUAUCUGGACCUCACCAGGAUGAAGCACUUUGACCUUUAAAAAAAAAAAGAAGAAAAAAAAAAGACAUCCUGGAAUGAGUUCAGAUUUGUGUCCAAACUAACAAAAUGCCUGCAAAAUCUCUUCUCUUCAUUUGUACGUAAUUUAUAAAUACACUCCUUGCAUGCGUUACAGUCGGGAGGGGAAAUAAUGAACGGGAGAGUUUUUGUUCUGGCUUUUUCUUUUCUUUAAAUAAUUUAGAAUUGUUUAAAAAUUGCACAGCUGAAUUUCAAAUGAGCUGAUGUUCGCUCUCGGAAAGACGCUCGCCUCAUAAGACUCGAAGCAAAAAAAAUCAUGUGUACUCUUGCACAAAAAAACAUGAUUGUUGGUCACAUCGGAUUGCUUGCCGAGUUUUGCGAGGCAACGACCUAACCUGAGCGACGUCAGCAUCUCUGCAUGGAGUCGACCCAUAUUGGGUUACGCUGUACAUGACGACCGCAGUAUUGUAUACUGCGCCUUUGUUGGCGGCCAUUUUGUACAGCAAUGUUUUCGAAUGUAACGCGGUUGUUUACGUCUGCUUUUUUUUUUUUUUGUCCUUCUACAUUUUAUUCUCCAGCAUCUGGAGCGGUCGGAACAGUUCAUUCCCAAUAAUGACGUCUCAGGGAUUAUGAUCUGAUCCUGAUAUUUAACUAACCCAGUAUUGGGGGUCCGAAAUGUCAAAAAAGAAAUAAAAGUGCAUAACCACUGAGAAA